CAUUUCUCAAACCUAAAUUCAGUCAAUUUUCUUCCAUCUCCUUCAAUAAUCUUAAAACCAUACACUAAAAUCAUAUUCUUUCUGUACACAUCUACAUACAUAAACUAAGACGAAUGAACAAAACUGAUCAAUAUCAGCGUGUGUUUAAUGACUUCGACGAGAAUAGAGACGGUAAGUUAUCGCCACAGGAGCUGCAUCAGUACCUCGGAGCGAUAGGCGGAGACCUUUCGAUUGCAGAAGCAGAGGUGGCGGUUAAGUAUACGGACUCGGACGGAGAUGGGCUGUUGGAUUUCGAGGAUUUCGUUAGGUUUGUCGAUGGCGGGGAAGAAGAAGAGAAGGUGAAAGAUUUGAAAGUAGCGUUUAAGAUGUAUGAAAUGGAAGAAAGCGGGUGUAUUACUCCGAAGAGUUUGAAGAAGAUGCUUAGUAAAUUAGGUCAAUCUUGUAGUCUUGAUGAGUGCAAGAUUAUGAUUGCUCAGUUUGAUCUUGAUGGUGAUGGAGUGCUCAAUUUUGAUGAGUUUAAGGUUAUGAUGUUAUGAUAAGUAUAGGAAUGUAUAUAAUUUAGUAUAUAUUUGUAUCGAUUCAUUCAUUUUCUGUAUAUAUGAUUCUUUGAUUCUUUAAUUAAUUAUUCAUCUUUUUUAAUCA
Mercurialis annua (annual mercury) is the source of this 642-nucleotide messenger RNA. Its product is annotated as calcium-binding protein CML38. Gene Ontology annotation, molecular function: calcium ion binding. The record is from RefSeq and is a predicted model, not a curated record. Lineage: Eukaryota; Viridiplantae; Streptophyta; Magnoliopsida; Malpighiales; Euphorbiaceae. The transcript has a single exon. The coding region runs from base 114 to 536 and encodes 140 amino acids.